AUGUCGGUUGGUUUGGAUUUCCAGGAGUCUCGGUUGAGGUCGAUAGUCGAACCUUUCGAAAGUGGCAAUUAUAAAAAGGCACUCCAAGAGGCAAAUAAAAUUCUCAAAAAAACACCAAAUUGCACGUCAGCAAAGGCACUUAAAGCACUCACACUCCAUAGAUCUGGAAAAAUUACUGAAGCCAAUCUGCUAGCUGACGAACUCAUUAAGUCAUACCCCACUGAUGAGUCUACACUUAAUGCCAUCAUGUGUUAUUUUCGGAAAACUGGACAGGGCGAAAAAAUAGCUGAGUUCUUAAAACGUUCUCUUGAAAGGUCACCUAACAGAGAAGAUUUGUUGGUCUGUUUAUUCCUUCAUCAUGUUCAGGAAAGGAACUUUUCUGCACAGCAAGCAACUGCUAGGCUUCUUUUACAAAAAUUCCCGUCAAGUGCGUUCAACUACUGGGUUAUAAUGAGCACAAUAAUGCAAGCCGAGUCAAAUCCUAUAAUGGGACAUCGUAUGUAUUUGCCGCUGGCGGAGAAGAUGCUAAUCAGGGAAGCCGAGAACGGAAAAAUGUCUAGACAUUCUGAGCUUCAGGUGCUAAUAGAAUUACUUGCUCGCCUUCAAAAGCAUGAAGAAGCUUAUAAACUUCUUAGUCGAAAAGACAUUACAGAUCGUAUAAAUAACGAGGACUACAUUUGCGAUUACUCUUCCAUGAAGCUCAGUUUGUUAGCUCAUUUGGACAUAUGGGAUGAUCUUUAUGAGUUGGCAAAAUCCCAAACACAAAUCAACCCAGACGACUGGACACCAUGGAAAAAACUAAUUGAGACGUCUUUAAAAGACAUACAGCGUGUAGAAAAAGUUAUGUCGUUAAUCGACAUCGCCAUAACGAAUCAUCCUUAUAAUCGUGGUCCUCAAUUGGCGCGUUUGGAUAUGUAUGCGAACCUGUUACAGUUGGGAAUGCAUCUUGUUUAUAAUCAUAAUCCAUUGACAUUCUUGGAGGAUUACUUUAAUACAUUCUCUCAUAAGCCCAUAUGUUCUAUGGAUUUGGCUUACCUUUUACGUAUGGUUUUACCAAAUCUGGAUGAUCAAAUCAAGUAUAUUAAUUUUGUUAUGGAGGUUGCUGAGACAGAUCUGAACUUCACAAACAAAGAAGAUAAGACCAUUUAUCGUCAUCUGUGCGCUCACCAGAUAGCACGUGCUAAUAAUCAAGGAGCUUCUUUACAGUCAUUACUUCGUUACUACUUUGGAUAUGCCCCAGAUCGUAGUGAAGUUUUACUAAAGAAGUUAAAAGAUGUUGCUGUUAAUAAUGAAACAACUCCUAUUGACCUUUAUCCAGUUGAUGGAUUUUUGCUAUUAUCUUUAUCCUCGCUUUUGGAAACAUCCUCUCCGGCUUAUGAGUGUUCUUUCUCUCUCGGAACUGGACUUCUUUCUCUUUACUGGAUUUAUAUAAUCGGAUUACAACAUACAAAUCUUAAUCACCAUUUGCGCAUAAAAUUGUGUAAUUUAUACUCUUCAGAUUUUCUUAAUUGUCCUGAACUUAUAUUGCCCCAGUUAGACAAACUUGAAAUCAAGCAGUUGCUGUUCCUUUCACUAGGGCAUUUAAUUGUAAAACCCUCUCCAUCAUUGGCCAUGUGUACAAGUAUAGUGGCUACACAGUCACAAGUUGACGAUAGUAAUUCUAUACAUAGUCUUUAUCAGAAGAUUAUAACACUUUCCAACAGUAUGGUCACAGAAGCGGAAGAGUUUUUAGUUGCUGCAUAUCGAAAACAUGCCUAUACAAAAGUUCGUGAAUUCACACAAUUUAUCAGCCAACUUCAUAAUGCUGACGUAUUUCUAACUGUCCGUGUUGAAAUGCUUCAUUGGCAGUUGAUUGUUUCACAACAUGACUUUGAUACACUUCUUGAGCAACUCGGUCAGGCUCAAAUUAGUAUUGAUAAUGUUACAAAACAACUUCCGAUGAUUGUUGAUUGCCGGGACUUUUCAGUCACACCGAACUUUGAUCAAUAUGAACGAGUUGAAAACGUUCGAUUGUCAUUUGACCAUUUGAAAUCAUGGUUAAAUCUCCGUUGUUUAACUCUAAAUGCUAUUGUCUAUGCAACUUCGCUUGUAAUGUCAAUUGUAAAAGUUGAACAUUAUAUGAUUUCCGAAAGUCAGCAUGAAAUUGCAGAGAACGUACCACCAGAAUCUGUCAAAAGUUUAAACAGUCUGUUGUCGACAAUGAAUGAUCUCGAUUCACAGACCAAAGAACCAUCUACGAGAGAAUUAAGCAAUUUUAAAUUACUAUCAUGGAGUGUUAUGGUAAAACGUGAUCAAAUACUCAAAACAUUCCCUGAUUUGCCAGAUGUAUCAUGCGCUUCAUUAUAUUGCUACGGACCAUACCGAAGGGUUUUAUCUAUCGGUAUUGAACUUAUAUUGGGACUUCAUGGCCUGGUUUCCGAAAACUCUUCUGCUUUUACUAAGAAAUCUAUGGACUAUCUUCUUCGGUCCUUGUAUGAAUCCUUUUUGUCUGGACAGCUUACUUCUGAAGAUACAGACAUACCAAAGGUUUAUCCAGCUAUAAAUACUUCUUUACUGUCUUCGCCAAAAGAUGAUCAUUUGCCUAACGGGAUUUCUAGUGAUAACGAUUUUGUUCAUCCUGGUGGUGUUUUAUUAAUCCUGACAAUGUUUUAUGAAAGUAUUUCUUUGGCAACUUUGCUAGUAUCAAUGAUUCAAAGUGCCUUACGUCCUAGGAGCCAUUAUCAUCAUGAAAUAAAUAAAUAUCAAAAGAGAAAGAAUAAAAAAGAUAAAGUAAUAAACGCUAAUUCAAAUUAUUCUCCAAUUCUCAGUUUGUUAGACAAUUUCGCUGUUGGUUUAUACUAUACUACAACGAAAUUGGUAACUAUUACUGAUCAACUGGUAGAGGUUACCGAUUGUUGGUCUACUUGGUGUCAUGAUGUUUCAUGUAAAGAAUUUCAAUUGAUUGCUUCAAAUGCCUGUACACAUGUGCUGUCUGAAGAUUUCUUAGUACAGUAUCCUGUACUAAAACCACCUAAUUGUGCUUUUGAAGAGCUCAGUAACGUCUACGAGAAAAGUUUCAACCGAAUCGCAGCUGGUCUUCGUGUAAAAUCGUCUUGUCUUCAAAAUAUAACAACUGAAUUAGCCGUGUAUCAGUCUAGAACUCAUGAAAUAGUGUCUGUUCAGAAUUCAAAUUCUUCACCUUAA
Molecule: messenger RNA, 3183 nt
Organism: Schistosoma curassoni
Lineage: Eukaryota; Metazoa; Platyhelminthes; Trematoda; Strigeidida; Schistosomatidae
Source: the annotation of a GenBank genome assembly